GGACCCAGCAGAAUAGGAUGACGGUGAAUCCUGCUAGUGUGCUGUGAAUGUGAAGCAGGAGGGACUGGCAGUUGGUGUGCAGGAGGGAAAGCGAAUCGGUCCAGGCCCCCCAGGAUUAGCAGACUAAAGAAAGGAGAGAAAGAAAGUACAGCAGAAAAACUAAGACAUAUUUCUCCAGUAGGAUUUCAAGGGGUAAAGCCUGCUUGUCUGGACUGCAAGGAGGUACCCUACACGCACACAGAAACAUUCCCUGAAACUGGUGACACCAUAGUUCAGCCUCUCUGUUGGUGAGAAGGGUUCCACCCAACACUGCAACAAUGAAUUUUCUCCGAAGGCGUCUCUCAGACAGUAGUUUUGUGGCAAAUUUGCCCAAUGGCUACAUGAUGGACUUGCAGCGCCCUGAGAGCUCCACAAGCUCCCCAGUUUCUCCUGCCAUGGAGAGAAAGCAUCCACAGCCACCACAGCCCUCACAGUCUUCCUCUACUGGCACAAGCAUCUUCAGCUCCAUCUCUAGCGCCAUGAAGCAAACCACACAAGCAGCUGCAGGACUAAUUGAUCACUCGACUAGCCCCACACCAGUUGUGGCCCAGAAACCCAAGAUCCUCCUGGUGAUCGACGAUGCACAUACAGACUGGGCCAAAUAUUUCCAAGGGAAGAAGGUGAAUGGAGAGUUUGAUAUCCGAGUGGAACAGGCUGAGUUCUCCGAGCUGAACCUGGCUGCUUAUGUUGUGGGCGGCUGCAUGGUGGACAUGCAGGUCAUGAGGAACGGCACCAAGGUGGUCAGGUCCUUCAAGCCUGACUUUGUCCUAAUCCGGCAGCAUGCCUACAGCAUGGCGCUGGGAGAGGACUUCCGCAGCCUCAUCAUUGGCCUCCAGUACGGUGGCAUCCACACGGUCAACUCUCUCUACUCCAUCUACAACUUCUGCAGCAAGCCCUGGGUGUUCUCCCAGCUGAUUAAAAUCUUCAACUCACUGGGUCCUGAGAAGUUCCCCCUCGUGGAGCAAACGUUCUUCCCAAGCCAUAAGCAGAUGAUCACGACUCCAAAUUUCCCUGUAGUGGUCAAGCUGGGACAUGCGCAUGCUGGAAUGGGGAAGGUCAAAGUUGAGAACCAGCAUGACUUCCGGGACAUAGCCAGUAUUGUAGCCAUGGCAAAAACCUAUGCCACUACUGAGCCAUUCAUUGACUCCAAGUACGACAUCCGCAUCCAGAAAAUCGGAAGCAACUACAAGGCUUACAUGAGGACGUCCAUCUCUGGAAACUGGAAGGCAAACACAGGUUCUGCAAUGCUAGAACAGAUUGCAAUGACAGAGAGGUACAGACUCUGGGCAGAUGCCUGCUCAGAAAUGUUUGGAGGUCUUGACAUCUGCGCUGUCAAAGCUGUCCACAGCAAAGACGGAAAAGACUAUAUAAUUGAGGUGAUGGACAGCUCAAUGCCUCUGAUUGGGGAGCAUGUGGAAGAGGACAGACAGCUUAUAGCCGAUCUGGUUGUUUCCAAAAUGACUCAGCUUGCCAUCACCGCUGGAUCUACUCCAUCACCACUGAGACCCUGGCCUCCACAGGUCCAGCCUGCCUCGGCAAAAUCUCAGACUGGACCUCAGCUUGGACAACUGUCUCAACCACGGCCUCCUCCCCAAGGUGGGCCACGCCAGCCUCAGGGACCUCAGCCUCCAUGGACAAAUGCACCUCCACAGCAGCGGCUCUCUCCUCAAGGACAGCAGCCCCAAAGUCCCCAGUCCACUUCACCUCAGCAGCAAAGGUCACCUGGAUCUCCACAGCAAGUUCGAUCAGCAACUGGGUCCUCUCCAGUCCAGGCUUCCAAGGCUGGCAUGUUCCCUCCACAGCAGCCUAGACCUCCUGCUCAAGGCCGGGCUCCCACCCAGCCAAGCCCCACUGAAACAUCCAAGCAGCAAGCCACCCCACAACCACAUCUGAACAAAUCGCAGUCCUUGACAAACACCUUCAGCUUAUCUGAAUCAUCUCAGCGAGGAAAUGCCAACGAAGACGAAGCAAAAGCUGAGACCAUCCGCAACCUAAGGAAAUCAUUUGCUAGCCUGUUUUCCGAUUAACAGCCCUGCAGCUGGAUCUGUGCUUUUGUCAGCCCUCACUCUUCAUAUCAGCGUACCUGAUGUCAUCCUGGAACACGCUCAGUGGUACCCAGCGAUUCACAAUUAACACCUGGGUAAAAGGAACUUGGUAAAUCUAUUGUUGUUUUAAUACAAAGAAAAUGUAAUAAUGGCCUGAAAAGUGACUGUAUAGAAAUGCAUUAUUUCAUUAGGUUUUGUGCAUAAUCAGAACCACAUCUGUUCAAAUGACUGAUUUGUAAAGCAAAUUUUACUCUUGAUAACCCCUGUGGAACAAAUACAGUUACAACAAAGCAAACUAGGAUUUUAUUUUGAUUUGUAUAUAGUCAUUACAACUGCCGAUUUCCAAUUACUGAACUCUUGUUGUGGUCAAGCUAAUAUAUAUAUAUAUAUAUAUAUAUAGGCUUAUUUCCAAAACAGAUGUGCAAAGACUGAGUCGAGUAAGUAUUCAUUGAUUGAUAAAGUAAGCAUGCUUGAGUAUGGAAACACAGUGAACUGUGGAACUUCAUGAUACCAACUAUACAAAAGUCACUUUUCAGAGCAAAACUACAUUCAAGUUAAAUACGGUACCAGACAUCUGUAAGUGCUGAAGAUCACAUGAGCAGGUCAUCCAGAUGGACUGCUGUUUUUUUCCAGAGCACUCUGCUCAAAGCAGAUAAAACAUCUCUGUUUCAUUUUUUGCAUUUAUGUCCCCUGCACAUGAUUCCUGACUUCUGAGAUAAAAAUGUCAUGUUCUAACCCUGCAGCCUUAGCUCAAAAAUAACCUGAGAAAUGGGCCUUCCAGACAAAAAACAACUUCUUCCCCUGCCCCUGGAAAACCAGAGUUCACGUUCGCAGUUCACACAAAUUCCAGACAAAACCCAGCUAAACUCCAAGUACUUUGGUGACUUGGUCACAUCUGGAUAAAUAUGUCCCCCAGGAAUAUGCUUAAUUAAUAGCAGAGCUGAUGAAGUGCACAUACUUGUUUGCUGAGUGUUCCAUAAUACCGAAUGGACAGAGACAUGGAGUGAAAUCCUGUCUCCCUCCUUGAACUCCCACUGACUUCACUAGGGUGACUGCAAAAUGAAUGCAAGGUGACAAACCUGCAAUAGAACAAGAAAACUAUCCUUUCAAAAUAAGAUAAGCUGGGGACCAACCAGCAACACCAAGCUCUGGGAGGGCAUUGUAUGGGACUGCUCCAAGCAGUUAAUGGUCAGUAUUAGUCCUCCUGAACCACACCCAAGAAUUAUUCUUCCAGAGAAAACAAAGAAGGACCUUUGCCAGGUGUGUUUUUCCUCUACGCUUGUAACAUAUAAUGAAGCUGUAAGCACAUGUACUAGAAGUGGGACAUGGCAAAAAUCAGGAAUGACAUUCAUGAUUGAGAAAAACACCUUGAGUAAGUCAAUCUAUCUACAGUUAUUUCUACCAGCUAAAAAGCUACCUGUAGCACUCUGCUAGUUCUGUGUAUGCCACACCUAAUUCAGGUGCCAGUUCCCAUCCCAUCCUACCUCCUCCACUUUUCUUGAAGUUUUGUGAAGUACUUCAGUCACAAACCAUGCACACAGCUCCAAGGCCAGACCUUUGGCUUUGUACUUCCCUUGGCAACUUCACCUUGAUGACACUUGGGAACAUCCACGGAGAUCAGCAAAUUAAAAGCAUUUGAGCCAAUGGCACAGAUCUUUGCUGUGACUUACAACACGGAGAUCCCCAAAGUAGCAAAAGCAACAGCAGCAUUUGCUAUGUUGAAUCUGACGAUUCACUGGUGGGGAAUACAGCCAAACAACCAAUUCCUUCCUGCACAGCACCUGCAACAAACAUCUAAAUCCAAUGCAGUCAUCUGGACCUUGUACGACCUACACCUGA
Messenger RNA from Cuculus canorus (common cuckoo), 3923 nucleotides. RefSeq names its product synapsin III (gene SYN3). Gene Ontology annotation, biological process: neurotransmitter secretion. NCBI's taxonomy places the organism in Eukaryota, Metazoa, Chordata, Aves, Cuculiformes, Cuculidae. Gene Ontology annotation, cellular component: synaptic vesicle; synaptic vesicle membrane. The record is from RefSeq and is a predicted model, not a curated record. The coding region runs from base 318 to 2066 and encodes 582 amino acids. The transcript has 14 exons. Gene Ontology annotation, molecular function: ATP binding.